Messenger RNA from Scleropages formosus (Asian bonytongue), 4083 nucleotides. Its product is annotated as forkhead box protein J1-A-like. The coding region runs from base 737 to 2419 and encodes 560 amino acids. The record is from RefSeq and is a predicted model, not a curated record. NCBI's taxonomy places the organism in Eukaryota, Metazoa, Chordata, Actinopteri, Osteoglossiformes, Osteoglossidae. Gene Ontology annotation, cellular component: nucleus. Gene Ontology annotation, molecular function: DNA-binding transcription factor activity, RNA polymerase II-specific; RNA polymerase II cis-regulatory region sequence-specific DNA binding. The transcript has 7 exons. Gene Ontology annotation, biological process: regulation of transcription by RNA polymerase II.
UUGCUCCGUAAUAGUUGUAUGUUCAGGAAAUGUGGGUUUCAAAUCAAAAGAUGUACCUGAGACAGUUAAGGAGAAUCCUUUUACCUGUAUGUACUUUUAACCACCGUUUUACUGCUAUCCACUUUUUUUUCAGCCUCCAACAUUUUAGAAGAGCAAAAGUAUUGCGGUAAACCAUUUUACAGGUGUUUCUCACUGCCCAAGUGUUUUAUGUUUCAUUUAUUUCACACAUACAUAAGAGCUGUGAAGGAGACACAGUUUCUGAAGUUUUUCACUCUAACUAGUCAAUAAAAACAGCAUGAAUACCAAAUCACACACAGACAGAAAUGUAACUGGUAAGGUAUUGGCCCUGCAAUCUCAGCAAUGUGUAAUUAUGUUAAGAAAAAUUUUAAUAACUGGAGAACAUAGAAAUUGACUCAGGAAAGCAUGUCCGAAAAACACACAAGCAGUGGAUGACAAGAAAAAUGUUUAAGAACUAUAAAGAAAACCCUACAUUACUGUUAGUCCCAAAUUAACAGGCUGUACUUCUUCUCUAGAUCUGUGUACUGUUAUGCCGUCCUCACUGGGGCAAACAAGUUCAGUCCCAUGUCCUGUACAUGAGACCACAUAACGUCUGUUUUGAAUUCCCUGCACUGGCUUCCUGUGAAGUUUUGAGUUGACGUCAAAAUCUUCAUGCUUACUUCUAUAAAGCUCUACAUGACAGUCUGUGGAGCUGAUCAGAAGACAAGGAAGAGUCCAUAUGUCUCUGAGCAGUGUAUGGUCUGAGAGCUCCAUGAGGCUCAAGGAUGAUGAUCUCACUCCCAGCAGCAAUGGCUUGCUCAACGUGGAUGACAGCCUCACUAGCCUGAGGUGGCUCCAGGAGUUCUCAAUUAAUGUCGAAGGGGGCCAGGUGACACCACUGUCUGCUGAGAUUCAUAACCAGCUCUGUGAGCACCAGCAGACAGUUGUCCCAGCCUCUGUGGGUAUCCCUGGUGCUCCCACAUCUGCAGCUUUCUGCAGGGGCCUCUCCUCCUCCCUACCUGGUCUAGUUGGUUAUGGCCACUGCCCUGAGAAAGUUGAUUACAAGACAAACCCACACAUAAGACCACCCUAUUCUUAUGCCACCCUGAUUUGCAUGGCCAUGCAGGAUAGCAAGAAAACCAAGCUUACACUUUCCAGUAUCUACGAGUGGAUUAAGGACAACUUUUGCUACUUCCGCCACGCAAGCCCCACUUGGCAGAACUCAAUCCGGCACAGCCUUUCAGUGAACAAGUGUUUCAUAAAAGUCCCACGGCAGAAGGAUGAACCGGGAAAACGGGGAUUCUGGACAAUUGACCCCCAAUAUGCUGAUCAGCUGCUUUGUGAUGCUUACAAAAAGCACCGGCUGCCCCCGGUGAAGAUCAAUCCUGCACUCCAGGCUUGGGUAAGGCCAACACCCACUUCCCACUCGGGGUUCCUCUCUUCGGUCGAAGGAGACCUGACUGUCAGUUUGGAGUCCCAGCACUUGCGGCAGGAGUUUGAACAGGCCACAGGGGUAGAUCACAACCGAGACAGGUCUAACAGCAAGAGAGCUGCAGCCAGGUCAGGGAAGAAAUGUGGCCACAAGAGGAAGCGAGGAAACCAGGAGAAAGGGAGGCCAUCGAAAAGUUCUCGCCACUGCAAUUCCCCGCUGCUGUCCACUGACAGACAAGAGGGUCUAGGCCAUCUGAAAAAGAGUACUGAUUGGGUUGUCUUGUUGGAACAUGACCAGGACCAGACGGUACACAGCACACACAUUGAAUGUUUGCAGCAGAACCUUCUGGAAGCCAGUGGGCAUGCUGUGGGGGAGCACAUUUUGUCCCAGACCCAGUUGGACAUUGAAGUCGAGAACUUCCUGGCCACUGAGGACCUUAUCUGGCAGAAUGAUUGGGAUGCCCUACUGGACUCCACUGGGGAGCUGAGCCUAGACAGCACCAUCCAACUGAGCCCUACAGGGCACGAUCGGGACCUGACAGUGCAUGGCACACACAUCAGCUGUCUGCAGCAGCAGAGUCCCUUGGAAGCUGGCAGGGAUAGUGAGAGUGUCCACAUUUUUUCCGAAACACUGGAAGAAAUCUGGGACGCUGAUAUUGAAACCUUUCUGGGUGCUGCAGACCCCAGCUGGCAGGUGGGCAUUGACUGGGAUGCCCUGCUGGAUUCGGUACAGACUGGAGAGCUCAAUCUGGAUGGCACUGACCAACAGAGUCCCAUCUGGCAAGGGGACAAUGAGUGUAAUAUUCUGCUGGACUCAGCACUGACCAGGGAGCUCAACUUGGAUGGCACCGGUCAAGUGAACCCCACCUGGCCUCUGCAGACAACUGUGGACCCUACCUGCCAGGGGGACGUGGAUCAGAAACACAAUUCAUCUGGUGUCAAGAGGAUCGCACCCAGUUUGGGGAAAAGAUGUAGCCACAAGAUGAUAUGAAUGAAUGUAGACAGUCCCCGUUACUGCAGCUCCCAUUGUUACGCACUGAUGAGCAAGAGGAACCGGGUCUUGUGAAAGGAGACUUUGACUUGGAUGCUCUUCUGGAUUUGAUGCCAACUGACAAACUCAUUCUUGACAGCACUGGUUAACACAACUCCAGAGACCGCAACAAGAACCCGACAUAGCGUGGUACACAUAUUGGCUGUCUACAGUCCCUUAGAGUCCGGCCAGGACAACAGGGGCUUCCAUGUUUUGUCCCAGAUCCAGGAGAGGAACUUGAACUUUGACAUAGUAACCUUCCAGGCCACUGCCUUCCUUCAGAACUUUGGGUAGGAGAAGGAUGAUGACAACACGGGCACAACCAAUGAGCAAAAUUCCUCUGCAGCUCUUCUGUCAGUUACUUGACCUUGGAGAUUCCCUCAGCAGUAAUUGCAAUAAUAACGUCUUCCUUUGAUGAAGAGGCAUUAUCGAUUCUGUUUAACUAGACCUAAUUUGGAUCAGGAGAAGUCAAACUACUUCCCGUCUCUGAGAAAACUUGAGAUUUCAUUCCAAACACUUGCAUGCCAUCCAGAUCAUGUGGAUGUUUUAUGCUGUUAUCACUUUAUACUUGUCAUAAACUUUAAAUAAUGGUUCUUUUCAGAUAAAUGGGAAGUGACAAAGAAAUGGGUUUGCACACCAGUCUUUUUCACUUCUGAAGGGGGACAAUGACUGCAAUAUUCUACUGGCAUUGUGAUAUAUUUUCAGACCAGUUGCAUGGUUAAACAGUGGCUUCCAUGGACAUCACAAGCAGGAGCAAGCCCUAUAUCACCACCUUUGAAAAUAACCUUGUUGAUGUUUAACCUUGCAUACUACUAGCUGCCUCAAGGCAUGGCAAGUAGGAAUUGAAAGGGGCUAUCACUCCCUUAAUCCCUUUUCUGAAGACUCCUGUUGUUGCACAUUUGGAGAUCAUGAAAGUAGAGAUCUGACGGAUGCUAUAAGAAACACUUUAACACCAGAGGAGAAUUAAGUUGUUUGUUCGAGCGCCUUCCUGAGGCUGCCGAUUGUUGAUAGAAACAAUUCAUUUCAUUAGCUUUACGGACCUUCCAAUGAGAACAGCUUUCUGUUCUCUUCAUUUCCCCAUCAUGUCACAUUCAUUAGCUUUUGAGCACAAUCAAAAAAAAACGUUACCUUGUACAUUUAGGGUGUGAGUAUAAAAUCCAGAAAAGACCACUCAUCUUUUUUAAAAAUUGCAAUAAAUUGUCCUCUAGAGUAUGGAAUGGUACUGGGACAUCCCUAUCACUAAUAAAUGAGCUCUGUGUCUUUUAUGGCAUGCCAGCUGAGCCUUCCCCUCUCCCUGUAUUUGCAGCUACAACUGACCUCACCUUUUGGACUUAUGUCAUUCACCAGGACUUCCCGACACCUCUUCCUGGUGGAAUCCAGAUCGCUGACUGUUUUCCAAAAGCCUUGGCUGUGAUGUCAUUUUUAUGUACAUCAAGCCGAAAGUUAUUAAUUUACAUAAUAGUACUAUUUCCUUAUGGAUAAAUAAAGUUCUUAGACUAUCUAUCUAUCUAUCUAUCUAUCUAUCUAUCUAUCUAUAUAAACAGUUGCACAGCAGGUUCGGCCAGGUCCCGCUCUCUGGCAGGUCUUGUGUUCGAGUCCUGCUUGGGGUGCCCUGCGAUGGACUG